AUGAUUGUGUCGAGAUCCGACCCUGAACUCGCUUCCGCAGUUGGAUCCACAUCAGGCAAGUCUAAGGCGCGGCCUCUUCCCUGGGCAGUAAGUGCCCAUCCUAAACGGAAAGUAGAAGAUGUUAGACCCAUCUUCUGGGCCUCCAGACCCAAGAGCUACAUCUACAGAACCCAGGACUGGGAUGAGUUCCCAAACGGCAGAUGGGGAAACUCCUCAUCUCCAGCUUUUGGUGAGUUAAAUGACUACUACCUGUUCUACUUGAAGAGCAAGUCAUCUAAAGAUGAGCUGCUGCACAUGUGGGGUGAGGAGCUGAUGAAUGAAGAGAGCGUCUAUGAGGUCUUCACCUGCUACAUCACAGCCCAGCCAAACCGCAGUGGACAUAAGGUGAUGUGUUUGCCAUGGAAUGAUGAGCCUCUGGCCCCAGAGACCAACCUUUUGAAGGAUGAGCUGGAGAAAGUGAACAGAAGAGGAGUCCUAACAAUCAACUCCCAACCCAACAUCAACGGCAAACCCUCCACAGACCCUAUAGUGGGCUGGGGACCUGCAGGAGGCUACGUCUUUCAGAAGGCUUAUCUGGAGUUCUUCACCUCCAGUGAAAAUGUGACUGCUCUCCUCAAAGUACUGAAGAAGUAUGAGCCCCGUGUCAACUACCACAUUGUUAAUGUUCACGGGCGUAACCUGACGAAUGCCCCUGACUUGCAACCUAACGCUGUGACCUGGGGGAUCUUCCCUGGCAGGGAGAUUGUCCAACCUACUGUGGUGGACCCAGUCAGCUUUAUGUCUUGGAAGGACGAGGCUUUUGCCCUGUGGAUUGAGCAGUGGGCCAAACUCUAUGAAGAAGAGUCUCCUUCACGGAUGAUCAUCAAGUAUAUUCACAACAACUACUUCCUGGUUACUCUUGUGGACAAUGAUUUUCCUUUAGAGAACUGUCUGUGGCAGGUCAUUGAAGAUAUGUUCGAAAUGCUUGAUGCUCCUCCAGAUCCACUCAACGACGGAACAUUCUGAAAAAUAAUAUUUUAAACUACCUUUAGGGGAAGUAAGAACACUAUGGAACUGUCAAUUCUUUAUGUAUUGUCUGAGAGUUGCUAUUUACAAUGUAGAGCAUAGAGUUAGUGUACUUAACAGUAUUUUUAAAGGCUUUUUCUAAAUGUUUUUUAACCUAUGAGUGAAUGGAAAUAUGAUGAUAAAUUAAAUUCUUCAUUCUAUCCUAAGUAGAUCAGUA
Molecule: messenger RNA, 1222 nt
Organism: Paralichthys olivaceus (Japanese flounder)
Lineage: Eukaryota; Metazoa; Chordata; Actinopteri; Pleuronectiformes; Paralichthyidae
Source: RefSeq, a predicted model, not a curated record